AGAUUCCAUAUGUCGCCUAACACCUAUGAUAUAUAUUGAGAAGAUGCCAAUGAAAAAGUACAGACUCAAUUCAACAUUCAAAUCAAGGCUUCUCUUUCUUUUCUCUUGAGCAAAAAAUGGCAGCUUCUUCUCCUUUGAACACAAGAUCCAAUUUCCAUGCUCGCUCAAUCAGCUUGCCAUCUAGACCACACCCCUUAUUUCUUAAAUGCAGUGAACAUUUGGAGACCUUAUUAAAGUCUUCUAAUGAAACCUUCUCCUCAUCGUUACUUUUCCAUAAGAUCGAUGGCUUGCGAGAUUUGAUUGAGUGUGUUGAAAAUUUGAUUCAGCUUCCACUCACACAAGAUGCACUUGUUCAUGAUCAUCAAGAAAAUUGGGUAAACAACCUUUUGGAUGGAUCCUUAAGGCUCUUAGAUGCGUGUAGUGCAGCUAAAGAUUCUCUAAUUCAUACAAAAGAAUACACAAGAGAACUUCAAUCCAUCAUAAGAAGAAGAGGAGACGGAGCGGACGUCACUGCAGAGGCUAAGAAAUUCAUGACAUCUAGAAAAGUUGUGAAAAAGGCCAUCUCCAAAGCCUUGACAAAUUUGAAGGGAAAUACCAAAAGUUGCAACAGGUUAUCAACAAACAAAGACCAUCAAACAUUGGCUUUGAUUAAAUUAUUACAAGAUGUUGAAGUAGCUACACUAACUACAUUCCAGACAACACUGCAAUUUAUCUCAGGGACCACACCGUCAAAAUCCAACAGUUGGGGCUCCAUUUCCAAGCUUAUACAGCCUAAAAGAGUUGCUUGCUCUCUAGUUGCAGAUGAGAGUGAAUUUGCCCAAGUGGAUGUAGCAUUGCAGUGUUUCCUAUUUACCGAGACUGGAAAACUUGAAGCUAUCAAUGAUCUACAAAACCAUUUGGAGAAAAUAGAAUGUUGCAGUCAGGACCUUGAAGAAGGACUUGAGUUUCUGUUUAGGCGUCUCAUUAAAAUCCGAGUCUCACUUCUUAAUACCCUCAAUCAUUAGUUGAAUGUAUACAAGGAUCAAAAUUUUGUAGUGAUAUAAAUACACUUGUACAUGAAAAUUAUAUGUGAAAAUGAAUAGCAAUAAU
Vicia villosa (hairy vetch) is the source of this 1089-nucleotide messenger RNA. RefSeq lists its product as uncharacterized. The record is from RefSeq and is a predicted model, not a curated record. Lineage: Eukaryota; Viridiplantae; Streptophyta; Magnoliopsida; Fabales; Fabaceae. Gene Ontology annotation, biological process: shoot system development; root development. The transcript has a single exon. Bases 117 to 1004 code for a protein of 295 amino acids.